Olea europaea var. sylvestris is the source of this 4205-nucleotide messenger RNA. Its product is annotated as isoamylase 2, chloroplastic. Lineage: Eukaryota; Viridiplantae; Streptophyta; Magnoliopsida; Lamiales; Oleaceae. The record is from RefSeq and is a predicted model, not a curated record. Gene Ontology annotation, biological process: starch biosynthetic process. Gene Ontology annotation, molecular function: isoamylase activity. The transcript has 2 exons. Bases 179 to 2728 code for a protein of 849 amino acids.
GUUAUCUCUCUCACUUUUCAGCUCACAAACCAAAAAUCGGUGGACCAUCUGAUAUGAAGCUCUUCGGUGGAAGCCACUUAAACCGCCAAUGCAGAUUUCCUAUUGAGAAUCAAGUUGAUAGUUUGACAAGUCAAAUAUCCAACCUUUUGGUUUCAUCAUUUUUGCAUGCCUGAUAACCAUGCUUCUUCCGAUGCAAUCACAAUGCCUAAGCUUGGGAGCUCUCGAAUUAUCAAAAUUUUCUGCCAGUUGUUGUAAAUAUGAUAAGGGGGUUACAUGUGGUUUUCAGAAAAUGGAUGCAAAGUAUAAACAAGUCCUUAGUGGACUUGGAAAAUCUGUCAGAAGGAUUUCUCAUGAGCUUCAUACAUGGAAGGCUUUGGCCACUUCAGAUGUUUCUGUUCAAACUGCAGAAAAAGUGGCAAUUUACCGAUUUAGGACAGAGAAUGGUGGUCAGCUGAAGCUACUCGUUAGAAAAAAUAAUAAGAAAUAUGGAGUGUAUGUUGAAGUUUUAUCACCACUGCAUUCUGGUAGAAAGGGAGAUCUUCUCAUGAGCUGGGGGCUGUUCAGGUCCAAUUCAGAAAGUUUCAUGCCUAUGGACUUUGAAAAUUCAAGUGCUGAUAGCAAAUAUAGUACUAUCGAUACCCCAUUUGUAAAAGAUUCUUCUGGGAGAUUGGUGGUUGAGCUAGAUUUUGAUGAAAGUUUGGCCCCGUUUUACAUCUCUGUUCUUUUGAAGUCUCUAGGUUCUGAUUUGGAAAGCUCAGAAAUCAGAAGUCACAGGAAGACAAAUUUUAUUGUGCCAGUUGGUUUCAGAUCGGGUCGUCCUACUCCAUUAGGCCUUUCCAUUUUAGCUAAUGGAUCCAUGAACUUUGCCUUUUUCUCGCGCAAUGCAGAAAGUGUGGUUCUGUGCCUGUAUGCUGACACCACAGCUAACAAACCUGCUUUAGAGAUUGAUCUAGAUCCAUAUGUUAAUCGAUCAGGUGAUAUUUGGCACGUGUUGUUAGAUGGUUCUGUGCCGUUUGUUCGCUAUGGUUAUCGCUGCAAGAGUAAUGCUGACAAGAAAAGGCAGUAUGUUCUUUUGGAUCCAUAUGCAAAGUUAAUUGAAGACUUUGGUUCGGGUUUACCUCGAAAAUCCCUUGGAAAAUUGUGGAAGGAAUCUGGAUUUGAUUGGAGUGGAGAUAUGCGUCCUAGCUUACCCAUGGAGAAGCUGAUCAUCUAUAGAUUAAAUGUUACUAGAUUUACUAAGGAUGAGUCCAGUAAGCUACCUGGAGAAAUUGUGGGAACUUUUGCUGGUAUUUCUGAAAAAGUGCAUCAUUUCAAAGAUCUUGGAGUCAAUGCAAUCUUAUUAGAGCCCAUCUUCCCUUUUGAUGAGCAGACAGGACCCUAUUUUCCCUGGCAUUUCUUUUCUCCUGGAAGCCCAUACGGACCUUCUGGUGACUCUGAGUUUGUAGUCAAAUUGAUGAAAGAGAUGGUGAAAAAGUUACAUCUCAACGGAAUAGAGGUUUUAGUGGAAGUUGUUUUCACGCAUACUGCAGAGGUUGCAGCACUAAAACAAAUUGAUAGAUCUUACUAUCAUGUUGGAGGAGGAGAGGACUUGAAAUCUAGAAAUGCAUUAAAUUGUAAUCACCCCAUUGUCCAACAACUUAUCUUAGACAGUCUCCGGCAUUGGGUCAUUGAAUAUCACAUUGAUGGAUUCUGUUUCAUUGAUGCCUCCUCUCUCAUGAAAGGCUUCCAUGGUGAGUUCCUUACCCGGCCUCCUUUGGUUGAAGCUAUUGCUUUUGAUCCCCUGCUUUCAAAGGUCAAGAUAAUAGCAGACUCUUGGGACCCCCACAACAUGGAGACAAAGGAUAUUUCAUUUCCUCAUUGGAAGAGAUGGGCAGAAAUCAAUUCAAAGUUUUGUAACGAUGUGAGGAACUUUUUGAGGGGUCAAGGAUCUAUAGGCAAUCUAGCAACAAGGCUCUGUGGAAGUGGGAAUCUUUUCUUGGAUGGACGAGGUCCAGCGUUCUCUUUCAAUUUUAUUUCAAGAAAUGCUGGGCUUCCGCUUGUGGAUUUAGUCUGCUUCAGUAGCAGUGAACUAGCUUCAGAGUUAAGUUGGAAUUGUGGGGAAGAAGGUCCCACAAAUAAAAAUGCUGUCCUAGAGAGGCGACUUAAACAGAUCCGCAAUUAUCUCUUUAUUUUGUUUUUUUCCUUAGGUGUUCCAGUCCUUAACAUGGGAGAUGAAUGUGGUCAAUCUUCUGGGGGUUCCCCAGCCCAUGCUGAUCGGAAACCUUUGGAUUGGAAUGCCUUGAAAUCCGGCUUUGCUAUUCAGACCACAAAAUUUAUUACCUUUUUGAGUUCAUUGAAAAUGAGACGAAGUGAUCUUCUUCAGAAUAGAAACUUCUGGAAAGAAGAAAACAUUGAGUGGCAUGGAAGCGAUGGGUCUCCACCAAGAUGGGAUGAACCAUCAUGCAGAUUCCUGGCUAUGACUUUGAAGGCUGAUUCAAAAGAGAGCCAACCAACCUCAGGUUUGCAUGAGAUGAUUGGUGACUUGUUCAUUGCCUUCAACAGUGCUGGUCGCUCAGAGAAUAUUGUUCUCCCACCACUUACAGAAGACAUAGCAUGGUUUCGUUUGGUUGAUACGUCCCUCCCUUUUCCAGGAUUUUUCACCACGGAUGGGGUUCCUUUGAAGGAUGGAUCAGUUACGUAUGAGAUGAAGUCUCACAGUUGUGUCUUAUUUGAAGCUCGGAGCCUGUAGUUGAAGUCCAUUCAUGUAUGCUGUCAAACCAUAGUCUUCAUAAGGGGUUUGCAUAUAAAAGUCCCAUUGUGUAAAUGAAUGCUUCAAUAAAAUAUGAUCCUAUGAUACUUCACUCAUAAAUAUAUAAAAUUCAAAAGCACCCUUUUUUUGCUUUGUUGUCUGCAAACAUACACCCUCCCGUAUUCCAACUUCGGAGUAGCUCUAUAGACCAAAGUUCCUUGGUGUUUCUUAUGAGAUCGGUAGCAAAGGGGUCUUCUGAAAAUCAAUUGGCUGUAGGUUCAUAUUCUUGGUUGCUUAAGAACUUAGCUACUACAUAUUGUUUGUCUUCUUUUCUAUGUUUUAUUCUGAAAAAUUGAUUAAAGCAUGUCGUCAGAUGAUUGCAACUGUUUCUGGUUAUGGUGAUUCAUAGCUUUCUAUUGUUCUAAGACAUGGAAAUGUUAUGGUGGCGAUGGACAAACAGAAUCACUCCUUGAAUGUGUGAACAGGGGCAGGUGAUUUUCGAGAAGAAGCAUAUGCUGUAUUUAAAUGUAUAUUCCUCCUCUAGCCAUGGACUUAGUCCAAUGUUUUGAAUUCUGUGGAUGCAAUUGGAUAUCUCGAUUCCUAAAUGAAGGCCAUUAUUAUUGAUUUCGGUUUAUUUUCGUGUUUUAGUAAUAACUCUCCGAAUGUGAGCUACAUUGAUGAAAUUGGAAAGAAAGAGAGGAAGUUGAUAUUUCAAAGUAAAAUGGGAGAAUUGAGUCCCGAGCUUUGGCGGUGAAAUUAAUGAGAAGAGACGGAAAAGGCGUGCUCGGGGUGCUUUGGGUAGCUCAAGGAUCAAAGGAAAGAGGCAAAAGAGGAUAAAGAAUCUGACUCAAGGAAAAAUCAGAAAAAACACAUUUUCUGGACGACUUUUGGAGGCCUCCAACAUGCUUCCUAGCAAGCAAAAUGUUGUGUGAUUUUCUUUUGUUCUGGAUGACAACUUGGUGUGCUUUGUGCCCAAGUUUUUAGGUCAACAGAAAAAGGCUAUAAAUACUCUUUUUCUCAUAAUGGAUGUCAGCAUUGGGAUGGGAUUUUAGAGAAUAAAGAGGGGAACACAGGCAAUAAAAGGAGAUUUUUGGGUAAAAGUAGAAGUGGAGAAGAAGGCCAAAGCUCAAUUUCACUCCAGAAUUCUUCUCUUAAGGACUGGUUCCAAAUGUUCUAUAUUCAUUUUCUCUAUAAUUUCAACAAUUUGGUGAAGUAUUCCCUAAACCUUUGUAUUUUCUUUCCUUUUAUGUUAUGUGCUAAUUUGCACGAUGUUGGGAUUAAUGACCUUUCUAUGUGUACGGAAAGUCAUUUCACAGAAAUGCAACUAAAAACUCACAGCAGGGAGUGGAUGGAGUGAAUUUUUGGCAUUUUUUUAUCAUCGCAUGGGGCCACACGUGUGAGAACUUUGGCCAAUUUCUAUGAUACAGUAAUCUGGACAUGCAGAAUUAUUCUAGGAUUAAUGACAUGACUUCAUCUU